Messenger RNA from Aspergillus pseudoviridinutans, 378 nucleotides. RefSeq lists its product as uncharacterized. Lineage: Eukaryota; Fungi; Ascomycota; Eurotiomycetes; Eurotiales; Aspergillaceae. The coding region runs from base 1 to 378 and encodes 125 amino acids. The record is from RefSeq and is a predicted model, not a curated record. The transcript has a single exon.
AUGAAGAACCCAACGCUUUGGCCCUCGCUCCAAAGCUUCCUGGGAUGUUCUUCGGUUCCGUCCACAACGCCCCGACGGCGGAUACCUCGAGGCCAAGAAGAUCUCCUUUGCCUGCGUGACAGAUCGGAAAGGCAAAACGUGCGCGUUAACUGUACGGUCUUGUUCGAGGGCACGCAGAACAGCGAUCUGGGGAUUCCGAAGAUCCAGACGGCGAAAUACGCUAGCACGCCCCGGUUACAGAGAGUGGAUUUUGAGCGAUUUACGGAUCUUAGGACGUUGGACUUUACAGUGACCCAGGCUGGGGAGGAUGACAAGUUCGGAUGUCACGUUGCUCUUGGACAAUUUUUGGGCGUGUUGUUAGCACAGCUGGUGUUGUGA